This is a messenger RNA of Aspergillus nomiae NRRL 13137, 3894 nucleotides long. RefSeq lists its product as uncharacterized. Lineage: Eukaryota; Fungi; Ascomycota; Eurotiomycetes; Eurotiales; Aspergillaceae. Bases 1534 to 3894 code for a protein of 786 amino acids. The transcript is spliced from 9 exons. The record is from RefSeq and is a predicted model, not a curated record.
AUGUCGGUUGGCCCUCAGUGCAGGCAGGAAUCCGAUUGCCAUAAACAGGGGACGUCCAGUCAUCCACAGCGUCGGCAAUGGACUACAGGUGUUGGUAUUGCCCUUGUGUCAUCUGGCAUUGCAAAAUUCCUGGAACCAGCAGUGACAUCUACUACGCCACUCAAUGAGUUCCCAGUACCAUGUCACGAUACUUCUUUCUCCAACAUACAAGGAGCAGUUGCAGAGUUCGCCGGUAUCCUAGGUGAGGACAAGGUCAUCAGUGACAAGGAAGCUUUGGCACCCUACUCCACUUCUGAGUGGUCAUCCUAUUCUCCCAUGCACAAAGAUGAUUUGGACGUCGUAGUGCAACCUGCAGUGCAGUGGGAGGUAUUGAACGAAGAACUCGCCAAGGAUGGGCUCUUUUUCCCUCCAGACCCUGGCCCCGGUGCAAUGAUCGGUGGCAUGGUCGGUACCGGCUGCUCGGGAACAAACGCAUAUCACUAUGGAACAAUGCGCGACUGGGUCCUGUCUCUGACCGUUGUUCUAGCCGAUGGGACAAUUAUCAAGACCAGGCAGAGGCCACGGAAAUCGAGCGCCGGUUAUGAUCUGACUAAGAUAUUCAUCGGCAGUGAGGGUACACUUGGCCUGGUCACAGAAGCGACCUUGAAGCUGGCUGUCAAGCCGAUGAAUGAGGCAGUGGCAGUUGCAUCUUUUCCGUCCGUUCAUGAUGCAGCCAGCUGUGUUUCGGAAGUGGUCAAACGGGGGAUCAAUAUUGCCGCCGUGGAACUCCUGGAUGAUGUUCAGAUGAAGUGUAUCAACACGAGCCAAACAACGAGUCGUUCGUGGGACGAGGCUCCAACCUUGUUCUUCAAGUUCUCUGGAGCGCCCGGUGAAGUGAAGGAGAAGAUUUCGAUUGUUCAGAAAUUAGCCGAGAAUGCUAACAAGAAGACUUUCACAUUCGCCCGCAACUCAGAAGAAGUUGAUGAGUUGUGGAGUGCCAGAAAGGUAGCACUGUGGAGUAUUCUGCAAAUGAAACAGCAGCCAACGGAUCAUGUCUGGACUACCGAUGUCGCUGUGCCCAUGAGCAGACUACCCGACAUCAUCGAGCAAACUAGGGAGGAGAUUUCUGCCAGUGGCUUACUUGGAGGCAUCGUUGGCCAUGUGGGCGAUGGGAACUUCCAUGCAAUGCUCCUCUUUAAUGACGACCAACGCAAGGUAGCGGAGAGUGUUGUCCACAACAUGGUUAAGCGUGCUGUGGAAAUGGAAGGGACUGUCACUGGGGAGCAUGGAGUGGGAAUGGUGAAGAGGGACUACCUGGAGCAUGAACUUGGUAAAACAACUGUCGAUACCAUGCGCAGAUUCAAACAAGCUCUUGACCCUCUUUGUCUGCUCAAUUGUGAUAAGGUUGUGAGAGUUCAAGUCCCCAAGCAGGGAGAAGUCCCCGAGUGAUACUUCAUCUACUACAAUAAUCUUGAUAGUUAUUUUGAAGGCCUUGGGGAGGCCAUCGAACAACAGAUUCCUGAAAAUGUUGAAAAGUAUCACGUACUCUGUAGAAUGGCUCGAAUCAAUGCGAAAGGUAUUCGCCGUAAUUGUCCAGAAGCUCGAAGCACAGUAUCUCCACUUACCAUCCCUGAUUCUCCUACACAUGGAGACUCUACAUUCUCUGUUGCCCAGAAGUACAUGAAGAGCUACCUUGCCAUUGAUGACAGGCUUGAGAUGCCACCAAUACAAACCCCACUACUCCAUAUGUGGCGAGGCUACCCCGACUAUACGUACACACUCGAUCUUGACCGUGAGCUUCUGGGCGUUGACCACUCAGCGUAUUUCAAGCUAUCUAAAAUCCCACGUGGUGGGCGUUGGCAUCAAUACCUCAAUGAGGACUACAACCGCCGCCGUAUGGUGUUGCGGGAGGACACCCCGGAAGAUAUUGUUGGCGAUGUUGCCUUGAAACCGAGCAUCAACAGUGAAGCAAGGGCCAACUAUGAUACCCUAGACAUUGAAACAAUGCCGUCGGAGGUUUUCUGUGGUUCAUCCGGCACGCUGCUCCCCCGCGAGGCCUUGCUGCUGAGUACCUUCUCAUGUAUGCACAGCUCGUUCAAGAAACUCCUGGAUCCGUUCAUCUCGGAAUGGACACCCGAGAGUUUUUCGUUCCGGGAAAUAGCAUUUGCGCUUCUGUCCAUUGCUGCUGGUGAGGUGACCUUCGAGUCCGUCCGAACUCUCGAUAGAAACUAUGAAACAGAGGGCUACUACGUCCUUCCAGAUGGUCGCUUGCUUCCACGUUUCCUGUAUGAACGCCAUCUCCCCGGUGUUGAGCCUGGAUCAGCACCCCAAAACCGUACCUAUUGGUUCAGCAAUGUUCUUGUACACCUGGCUUCGAGGCUGGACAUAGUCGAUGUUGAAAAGGCAGCGGUUAUCGAAGCAGUAGAUGCCGGACUUGCCCAAGGUUUGGAUGCAUUCUAUGCUAUGGUCUUCUCACUUUCGGACGUUAUCCUCGUCCAUGUUCAGAAGGGGGGCGGUAAGGUGCGUGUUCAGAGGUCAGACUUGAUGCCUCUGUUCUACUUUCAUGAGGAGAGCUCCUGGUAUCCAAACGGGCCCCGUACAAGGCCAACGCAAGCAACCCAGCCGCCUACGCCAGGUACCGAUGCCAAUUAUGCAUUGCAAUGUAAGACACAUACGGGGGAUGAUACUUCUCGUUGCAGCAAGGCGAGUGACGGCAAUGAUGACGAGAAGACCAUGAUUGAAGAUAAACGGACAGAUGACAGCAUUACCUUUGCAGUGAUGAUGCGCUUCCUUGGUAUGGCCGCCCGACUGCGUUUGGCGUCUGCGAAGCCACGCAGGGUCCCCAACGAAAUUCUGACUUCCGUCAUGCACUUCACGGACCCCCAAACGUACAAAAAGCUGACCAAUGUGUCUGCCAGUUGCCGACAGUUGAGUGAUCACAAGUUCCGUCUAAAUGACAGCUACGAUGUGGUUGGUAUUGAUGCCCAAAGCAUGGGGACCUGCCGUCGUUUCAUCAUGGAAGAUAUCCACACUGGGGAGAGGUACUACCCCGAAAUACAGCACGAUAAUAGCGACGCAUCGGAUUUCAGUCUAAGCCGCGAUGCUCCGGAGGACAUGCUUGAAAUGUAUAUCGUGAUCGGAGAAGAAACCACCAGGCGGAGUAUCGUAAGCCUAGCAGCCUUGCGGUUCCUAAAUUUGCCCCCAAAAGACACGGCCCGCACCAAUAAAGUCCAGAUGCCCAUUGGGGAGUGGUACAACCACAUGCACGCCGGGGUCAUUUCAAGGCUCUUUAGAAUACCUGAUUAUCAGUAUCUCGGCUUUAUCGAGAACGCAUGGGGCAUAUACCUCCGUAGGAUAAUCGAACGAGAGACUAGAGAUGCGGCAAACUUUUCCAGGUCGAUAAAUAGCGCCCCGUACCGAUGCCUCCUGCCGCCAGGGUACCGUGAGCUGAGCAUGUACUCAUUUUCCUGCAAUGGCCUGCGAGCCUUUCUGCGCCACCCACAAGAUGAGCGUCGUGAGGAAUGGACGAAGACCAUCGAAUACGCAGUGCACCAGCUUAAUCGCCCAGAGCAAUACCCCUGUGUGUUUCUCCUACGAGGGUGCCCUGUGAUUCUAGCCUUUGGUACAAGGCUGAAGCUGUUUUACUAUAUCCAUCGCCGCGAAGAGGCACCCAGCCUCCCGCCCAAUGCAAGUCCCACCAGUAUCCAGUUUGCUGUAUCUUGCACCGACCCGGAGCCCAAGCAUCGUCUCGUGCAGCUUAUUCCUGGGAGCGAGCCGAUCGAUUUGAAGCAUAGAGAUGGCUGCGAAAAGUUUGAACAAUGGGUCCAAGUCUUCUGUGACAAAGAAGAUCCAGAGACAGAAUGGGAUCCAAUUACUGGAGAAUACAUUACCAUGGCUCGUCGAACAGAGUACUAG